This is a messenger RNA of Jatropha curcas, 4338 nucleotides long. RefSeq names its product AMP-dependent synthetase and ligase family protein. Lineage: Eukaryota; Viridiplantae; Streptophyta; Magnoliopsida; Malpighiales; Euphorbiaceae. The record is from RefSeq and is a predicted model, not a curated record. Gene Ontology annotation, biological process: amino acid activation for nonribosomal peptide biosynthetic process. Gene Ontology annotation, molecular function: protein binding.
GAAACUUUUCUGCUUGGCAAAGGAAUUGUUUCCGUCGUGAAUAAACCACUCGGUAUAAUUCACUCCGUUCAUACAAAAAGGAAGCACAUACAUUUGGUCUGUGUUGGCCAUGACUUCUGGGAAUAGCAACAGAAAAGAGCAGCAGCAGCUGCACCAGCAGGAAAAACAUUGCUGCAUUUCUCACGAAUUUCUGAAAGCAGCAAGCAAAAAUCCUGAAAAAAUAGCAGCCAUUCUCGCGGCAUCAUCCGAUGGUGAUCAGCGCCUGAUUCCGGCAAAAUUGAUCAACAGUGGCAGCUCUGUCUCCUCUAGUCCACCGGUGUACGAAGGAGACCAAUGUUUCACUUUCGCUGACGUGUUAAAGUCUGUUGAUUACCUCAGCUCACGCCUCCGCAGCAUUCUUGAUAGUAACGGUAACCAUGACGAGCAGAGCAUACCUGAGUAUAAGAAUGUGUAUAGGCCAAAGAUAUUGGGAAUAUAUAUGCCACCUUCCUUGGAGUACAUAAUCUCUGUACUUUCAAUUUUGAGGUGCGGAGAAGCUUUUUUGCCGCUUGAUCCUUCAUGGCCAAAAGAUAGAAUAUUAUCAAUUGUUUCUUCUUCGGCUGCUGAUGUUGUUAUUACUUCUGAAUCAUCAUUUAGUAAAGGUGGUUUUAGUGAGCUUCAUGAGUGGAAUUGGCUUGUCGAAUGCGGUUGUUGUCCUGUCUUAUCUUUUUCUUUGGAGGAAAGUUUCGAAGAGUUUGUUGGUCCAUUGCACUUAGCUUGGCCUUGUGAAAAAGAGAAAAGAAGAUUGUUCUGUUAUUUAAUGUACACUUCUGGAUCAACUGGAAAGCCUAAAGGCGUGUGUGGCACAGAAGAAGGUCUAUUGAAUCGCUUCCUGUGGAUGCAAGAAUUGUACCCCUUGGAUGGAGAGGAAAUGUUAUUGUUCAAAACAUCAAUAAGUUUUAUUGACCACCUGCAAGAAUUUCUUGGUGCUAUGCUUGGUAUGUGUACACUGGUUAUCCCUCCUUUCAAUCAGCUGAGAAAGGAUCCAUUUUCUGUUGUCAACUUUUUACAGGGCUACCAUAUAAAUAGGCUUAUUGCUGUUCCUUCACUAAUGCGAGCUAUCCUUCCUGCUUUGCAAAGUCUAUCCAAAAUGAAGAUUCAGGACUCAUUGAAAUUGCUAGUGCUAAGUGGUGAAGUGUUUCCUUUAUCCUUGUGGGAUUUGCUUUCGAAUUUACUGCCCAGGACCUCUAUUUUGAAUUUGUAUGGGAGUACAGAGGUAUCUGGUGACUGUACAUAUUUUGAUUGCAAGAGAUUGCCAGCGAUUUUGGAGACAGAGGCACUAACAAGUGUUCCAAUUGGUGUACCUAUUUCUAACUGUGAUGUAUUACUCAUUGGUGAAACUGAUACACCUAUCCAGGGAGAGAUAUGUGUUGGUGGUCUAUGUGUUUGUAGCGGUUACUCUUCCAAGUCUGCAAUUAUGCCAUUUGACAGUGUAAAAAUGCAUAAGAACUUCGUCUGUAACUGUUUGGUGGAUGACUGUGGCAGUCAAGUAUAUUAUAGAACUGGUGACUUUGCACAACGGCUUCAAUGUGGUGAUUUGGUGUUCUUGGGGAGAACUGAUCGCAGUAUAAAAGUUAACGGGCAACGUAUAGCCUUAGAAGAGAUUGAAGAUACACUCAGGGGACAUCCUGAUGUUGUUGAUGCUGCGGUGAUUUCUUUUGAUGGUCCAGAUAAGCUUUUGCUCCUUAAAGCUUUUUUGUUAUUAAAAGAUAAAGAUAAAAGUGGUGAUUCAGUCAGAUCUUCAAUCAGAAGUUGGAUGGUUGGCAAGGUUCCUUUAGUCAUGAUUCCUAAUCACUUUGUAUUCACAGAAUUAUUGCCUAUCUCUUCCAGUGGAAAAGUUGAUUAUGCCUUGUUGGAAACUUCAGCAUUUUCGACCACCCAUGUCCAAGAUAAGACUGGCAACACUAAGAUCAGUCAUCACUUGCAUAGCAUAAAAAAGGCAUUUUCUGACGCUUUAAUGGUUGAAGAUGUUUCGGGUGAUGAUGAUUUCUUCAUGAUGGGUGGUAGUUCUAUUACAGCCGCACAGGUUUCUUAUAAUCUAGGAAUUGAUAUGAGAUUGCUUUAUAACUUUCCAACUGCAUCUAAACUUUACAAUGCUCUCCUAGAUAAUGAAUCCUACUACAAAGAUGUCAGAACGGAUACUAGUUGGAAAUCAAAUUUGGAAGCACAUAGUUCAAAUUUGUCUCCUCCUGUUUAUUCAGCAAUUCCUAAUCUUAGUCAUAUAUCACAGAAGCGGCUACUGAACAACAUUGAUCUAGAGAGUGACCAUAAUGAUGCAGUACCCAAGCGCUUUAAGGUCGAUUUGAACAAACAUAUUUCUUCAGGAUGUGUUAGUCUCAAUGAUGCAUAUCCUUGGUCUUCUUUGGCACCAAUCUCUUGUUCAUUCAGCCGUUGCAACAAGGUUAUGUAUGAAGGGGAGUGCGGGAUGAGAAAUACCCACCAAUUAUCCAUGUCAGCAGAAGUUAUGAGAAAAAGAAAAUGCUUUUUGAUACAGGAAUUGUGGAAGGUUCACAUGGAGUCUUGUGUAGAUGCAUCACCUCUAGUUGUGUUUAAAGACCAAAAUGUCUAUUUAUUUAUUGGAUCUCAUGCACAUAAAUUUAUCUGCAUAAAUGCUAAAUGUGGUUCUGUCUUGUGGGAAGUCAAGCUCCAUGGAAGAAUUGAAUGUUCAGCAGCAAUUGUCGCUGAUUUUUCUCAGAUUGUUGUUGGAUGUUACAAAGGGAAACUAUAUUUUAUUGACUUUCUCAAUGGCAAUAUUUGUUGGACUUUUCAAACAGGUGCUGAGGCUUUCGGCAAAACUGUUAUGGAGCUUUUAAAUAUGGUGAAGUGCCAGCCUUUGGUGGACAUGCACAGACAAUUAAUCUGGUGUGGCUCACAUGAUCACUAUUUAUAUGCUCUUGAUUACAAAAACCAUUGCUGUACAUAUAAGACCUCAUGUGGUGGAAGUGUAUUUGGGUCACCUGCUAUUGAUGAGGUGCAUGACACUCUUUUUGUGGCUUCUACAAGUGGUCGUGUGACAGCUGUAUCAAUAAAGGCUUUGCCAUUUUAUACUUUAUGGCGGCAUGAGCUAGAGGUGCCAGUAUUUGGGUCACUUUCAGUUGGUUCUCCACAUGGAUAUGUGAUUUGUUGUUUAGUGGAUGGAAACAUUGUUGUAUUGGAUUCAGAAGGAUCUAUCAUUUGGCGGUGUAGAACAGGUGGUCCUGUAUUUGCGGGAGCCUGCACGUCUUAUGCGCUUCCUUCUCAGGUGUUGGUAUGUUCAAGAAGUGGAAGUAUAUAUUCAUUUGAACUGGAAAAAGGAGAUCUACUUUGGGAGUACAAUAUUGGAGAUUCAAUAACUGCAUCUGCUUACGUUGAUGAACACUUGCAGCUGGUAUCAGGUGCCUCCCUUGUGUCAGACAGGUUGAUUUGUGUAUGUGCAAGUUCUGGAACCAUACAUUUGCUUCGUAUCAACUUGGAUAUAGCAGGCAAGGUGAAUCAACCGAGCAAAAAUGUAGUACAUGAAAUUGCUAAGUUGAAGCUCCCAGGAGAUAUAUUCUCUUCACCGGUGAUGAUUGGCGGAAGGAUUUUUGUCGGUUGUAGGGAUGAUUAUGUGCACUGCAUUGCACUUGAAAACCAGAGUUCCACAUAAGAAUGAAAGAUGCGGUUAUAGAUAAUUACCAUUUACAGUCAUAUAAUUACCAUUUACUCUGGACAUCUUGGCUGCUUAAUAUGGUAACGAAGAAGCUCAAAGCUGAUGUGUUUUCUCUAAUGUUGGGUGGCUCCACCAAGUACCAUAAACUGAUAGAGAGAGUUAAAGUUGAAAAGUUUGAUCACCACGGCAAUAAGAGCAGCCUCAAAAUUCUCAAGAGAUCCUUACCAAAGGAGCAUCCAAUUCGUUAGCAGGGAAAAUCUUCGAAAAAGUUCAGAAACACUUCCAGCAGAGCUAUCGGACCUGACAUGACUUGUUCGUUACCCUGGAAGAAAGGCCAGAUAUGUUUUUGCUGCAACUGGACUCAGUAGACAUUUUGAAGGAAAACAAGCAAGUGAUAACUUCUCUGUAAACCUCAAAGCAAGCAACAAAAAGAGGAAAGCAAGAGGGGGAAAUGGGAUUGGGAAUUGGUGAUGCUUGUUAUUAUACAACCUAACCAUCAGUCAUUUAACUAUCUAGGCAUAGUUUGGUGGCCACAACCUUUCAAGAGUGAGGAAAACGUUUUGAAUUCAACUCCAACCUCCUCCAAAAAUUUAUGCCCUCAAUGAUCAUUUAUUAAAAAUUAAAUUAAAUUUAAGAUUAAAUGAUAAUAAAAUUAUUUAUUUAUGUACAAA